Messenger RNA from Aspergillus lentulus, 1299 nucleotides. RefSeq names its product putative alcochol-O-acetyl transferase crmB. The record is from RefSeq and is a predicted model, not a curated record. Gene Ontology annotation, molecular function: N-acetyltransferase activity. Lineage: Eukaryota; Fungi; Ascomycota; Eurotiomycetes; Eurotiales; Aspergillaceae.
AUGUCCGAAUCCGCAUCUCCAGCUGUAACCGACCUGCGUGGUCUUAUCUACGCUGCGGUUGGAGAUUUGCUCCGUAAGCAUCGCAUAUUAUUCGUCAUUCCCGUGAAUGAAGGCACUCCCAAUCCUUACUUUGCCUCUCUACCUUGGAUUGAUCUCAAUCGGAGCAUUGCCUUUCUCGAACGAUGUCAACCAUUGGCCAGCGCGGCCGAAGGACAAGACAAGGAACUGGACGCAAUCCUCGAGGAGCAACACAACACCGAUUUCAAGACUGAAUACGGCACUUUGCCGUUCUGGCGCCUGAUUAUCCUACAAUCCCCCGGGAGGAACGAGUUCACCGCCUCCUUCAUCUACCACCAUGCCAUUGGCGAUGGAGUCUCGGGUCUCGCUUUCCACAGUGCGUUCCGUACCGCUCUGGAGGCUGCGUCUUCCUCUACUUUACCUGAUGACAAGGCUGGGAACAUCAUCCUGCCGGAUGAGAACGCGUCGGUUCUCCCUCCUCUGGAAGAAUUGCAUCCCUUGCCAAUCAACCCGCGUCAGCAUCACUCUCCGACAGCAAACCUCAAACAGUGGACGGGUACCUCCGUCCGCAUCCCGUGCAAGUCCCGCUGGGCAUCUUUGUACCUCUCGCCGAGCGCCUCCAACGCCUUCGUCCAAGGGUGCAAAGAGAGGAAACUAACAGUCACAUCCGCUCUGUCGUCCGUCGUCGCUGCAGUCUUGUUCGGCAACCUUCCAUCAACCGUAGAGGCUCUCACCGGCAUUAUCCCAGUCAGCUUACGCCCAUGGCUCAAGCUACCUCGCCAAGUAGCGGAUAAUGCGAUUGGAACGUAUUUUGAUGCCACCCGAGUGCAGCUCACACGGACCGAGCAGGUCUCGCAGGAUCCUAGUCUUGUAGAUGUAUGGUCCGGACCUCAGCAGGUCUCAAAAUCGAUAAAUGACUACCUCUGCGACGUUCCGCCGUCUGGCGAGCCGUACACGUCCGUUGCGGUCUUUAAGACCAUCCCCGAUGUGUCUGCCGUCUUCCAUUCUAUGCUCGGAAAGCCUCGCGAUGCGGCGUUUGAAGUCACGAAUGUCGGACUCUUCUCGCCGGCUACUACUCCCGGGGCUUCUCUUUGGCGAGUAGGGAACGUGCUGCUCAGUCGGAGUGCUGCUGUUCCCGGGGCUGCCGUCACUGUUAGUGUUGCCACCGGUGAGGAUGGGAUUAUAGCGCUUGGGUUCAGCUGGCAGGAGGGUGUUGUUGAGGAUGGUUUCAUCGACAGUGUCAGGCAGGGGGUCAGAAAGUACUUUGAGAAGUAUCGAUAA